Messenger RNA from Phialemonium atrogriseum, 1044 nucleotides. Its product is annotated as short-chain dehydrogenase. Gene Ontology annotation, cellular component: cytoplasm. NCBI's taxonomy places the organism in Eukaryota, Fungi, Ascomycota, Sordariomycetes, Cephalothecales, Cephalothecaceae. Bases 253 to 993 code for a protein of 246 amino acids. The transcript is spliced from 4 exons. Gene Ontology annotation, molecular function: alcohol dehydrogenase (NAD+) activity. The record is from RefSeq and is a predicted model, not a curated record.
UGAUCGUCGACGGGUUAGGUUACUGCUGGGCCUUGCUUGGUCAUCGCGAAAGCCAUCAUCCCCAAGGUAAAGAACAUGCCUGACGAACAUCGGUGAGGGCGUUGCAAAAAGGGUUCUUGUUCGUGUACCAGUAGUAGAUCAUUCUAGGAGCGUUCUGCCCUCCAAACCUCACAAACCUCCUCAUCUUGGACCUCUUGACGAAAAUUCCUCAGAAGCCCGACGUGCACCGGCCUGCUGAUGUGAGCGUCGAUCAUGGAUGAAAAUACCAUUUACCUGGUGACCGGUGCUGGCCGCGGUCUCGGCCGUGGCCUUGUCGAAACCCUCCUCCUGCGUCCCAACACCACGGUCAUUGCCGCGACCCGCACCCCCACGCCUUUCCUCACCUCCCUGCCCGCCCGCCCGGGCAACAGGCUCAUCCUCGUGACCAUCGACAGCGCCUCGCCCACCAGCGCCCUCGCCGCGGCCGAGCACAUCCGCGAGGAGCACGGCAUCGCCAGGCUGGACGUGGUCAUCGCCAACGCCGGCGUCGGCGCCGCCGCGCCCGCGCCCGUGGCAGAGGUGCCCGUCCGGGACGUGCACGACUGCGUGGCCGUCAACGCCGUCGCGCCGCUGCUGCUCUUCCAGGCCACGUGGCCGCUCCUGGAGAGGGCGGCCGGGCCGCCCAAGUUCGUUGUCAUCUCGAGCGUCGCCGGGAGCUUGGGCCGGGUGUCCGGGUACGCCCCGCUGUGUGCGGCGUACGGGAUGUCCAAGGCUGCUGUCAAUUUCCUGGUCAGGAGGAUGGGGAGGGAGAAUGAGCGGUUGGUUGCUUUGGCGUUGCAUCCUGGCUGGGUGCAGACAGACAUGGGGAACGCGGCGGCCGUCAGGUUAGGGAUGACGGAAGCUCCUGUCGAGAUCUCCACGUCCGCCAGAGGAAUUCUUCAAGAAAUUGAUUCCGCUACUAAGGAGUCGAGCGAAACGUUUUAUACAUUUGACCAUCAAAAGCUGCCGUGGUAAGGCAAGGUGUAAUGUAGUCUACUAAUUAGUUUCGUUAAUCAAAGAUUAUAA